UCUCUCUCUCUCUCUCUCUCUCUCUCUCAUUACAAGUUGCUUUCAUGGAUACAACAAAUCACGUCUUUGCGUUUUUGGUUUUAUCGCAAGUCCCAAACCUCUGUUCUCUUGGUCUUGCCCUUUUCACCACCCGCCUUUUGUUUUCCCUUUUUUUUCCCCCCAACUUUCAUUGUCUUUUGUGUCCAAAAUAAAUCCAUUUGUUUCCCAUUUGGGUUUUCCAUGUAGUGUUCUAAAGCAUUCAAUUUCGAUCGAAAUUUGAUUGGCCACUGAGUUCUUUUAGUACUAUCUUUCAUCCCGUUCAAUGAAUUGAAGAACCAUUCCUCCAUUGUCAAAAAGGUUCAGCAUUAGGAAUGAAGGAUUCUAGUUUAAGGGCGCAGAGAUAUUGAAGAUUUCCCGAUUUCAAUUACUGUUAAUUUGCACAUUUUGGCAGAUCAUAGAGUUUUUAUUUUGCUAGUCAAAGGGCCUGAAAUGGUGGUGUCAUCUUUCCAUUUAGUUUUAUGACUGAUAGCAUUAGUUGAAGGUGAUUAUUUCCACCGAAAAUUGGAAAGAAGGUAAACAAACUCUCUGAUCCUUUGUGGGGAGGGGAUGUUGUGUGCUUGCUCCGGCGAGCAAUUCAAGUUCGAAGAGGCGCCGCCGCCGCAGUCGCCGGAAUCACUGGCGACGAGGGACUUCUCGGCCAGCGGCCAUUCGUCCAGGACAACAGGGGACUGGGAAUCGAAACUUGAAGAUGCCCAAGUGGACGAAGCUGAGUCCACAUUGAAGGAGGCUCUUUCCUUGAAUUAUGAGGAAGCAAGAGCAUUGUUGGGGAGGCUUGAAUACCAAAAAGGGAACUUUGAUGCUGCCCUUCAAGUGUAUCAAGGGAUUGACAUUAAGAUUUUGUUACCAAGAAUGACAAAGGCUAUUAUGGAGAGAACACGGAAACAGCGAAAACCGCGGCCCAAAGGCAAAAAUUUGAUGCCGGGGGUCAUGUCAUUGCAUUCCGUGAGCCUACUUCUUGAAGCAAUCUUGCUGAAAACAAAAUCUUUAGAAGAGCUUGGACGAUUCAAAGAGGCUGCAAAGGAAUGCAAAAGAGUUUUGGAUGUAGUUGAAUCGGCACUACCCAAUGGCAUGCCUCAUGGCAUCGGUGAAGACUGUAAGAUGCAAGAAACAUUCCACAAGGCCCUAGAAUUGCUCCCCAAGUUAUGGAUCCAAGCAGGGUUUCUCGAUGAAUCUAUCUCCGCCUAUCGUAGGGCACUAGUCAAGCCCUGGAAUUUGCAUCCCCAAAGGUUAGCCAGUGUGCAAAAAGACUUAGCCGUGUUGUUACUCUAUGGAGGUGUUGAAUCAAUCCUUCCCCCUCAUUUCCAACUCGGGGGUUUAAACACCCCUAAAACAAAUACUGAGGAAGCAAUUCUUUUGUUGUUCAUACUUAUGAAAAAGGUUUUGAACAAUGAAAUAGAGUGGGAUGCUGAAAUUAGUGAUCAUUUAACUUUUGCACUCUCAGUUUGCGGACAGUUUGAGUCGCUAGCCAAUCAUGUGGAACAAGUGCUUCCAGGGAUUUAUAAUCGAUGUGAGAGAUGGUACUUUCUCUCUCUUUGCUAUAGUGCUGCAGGGCAAAAUGAUGUAGCAUUGAACCUUCUAAAGAAAGUUUUUGGGAGUUCCGAAAUUUCAGAGGCCAAUAGUAAUAUUAAGCCCCAUUUGCCUUCAUUUUUGCUAGGGGCAAAGUUGUGUUCUCUAGACCCAAAGGAUGCCCAUGAUGGGAUUAAGUUUGCUCGUCGAGUUAUGGAUUUGGAAAUUAAUCAAAAUGAGCAUUUCAUUUAUCAGGCUCACAAAUUCCUCGGUGUUUGUUAUGGUAAUGCAGCAAGGAUUUCCAUUUCAGAUUCUGAACGACUUUGUUUCAAUGAACAAUCCUUGAAUUCUCUAAAGCAUGCUGUAUUGUCUGGCAAGGAGGAUCCGGAAUCAAUUCUGAGUCUUGGGGUAGAAAAUGCGAGUCAAAGGAAUUUGAGUGCAGCGUUUGAGAAUGUAACAACAUAUAAUGGAUUGAUGGAUGGAAGUUCGGUGAAGGGUUGGAAGCUUUUAGCAUUGACUGUAUCGGCAGAGCAAAGGUUUGAAGAUGCUGAAACUAUUGUUGAUUUGGCUUUGGAUGAGAGUGGAAGGAUUGACCAGUUGGAGCUUCUGAGAUUAAAAGCAGUUCUUCAAAUUGCUCAAGAACAACCCAAGCACGCGAUAGAGUCGUAUCGCAUUUUGCUAGCUCUUGUUCAAGGACAAAGGGAGCAAACUCAAAACUUUCAUUCUGAGUUUUUGCAGGGAAGGAGACUAGAAAUAGAAGCUUGGAAUGAUUUGGUCAAGAUUUAUACGAAGCUUGAGUCAUGGCCUGAUGCAGAAAUUUGUCUAGGCAAAGCCAAGUGUAUCGAAUUUUACUCCUCCCGUACUUGGCACCAAACAGGCAUGUUGUUUGAAGCUCGAGAAAUGCACAAGGAAGCCCUAGUUGCCUUCACAGUUGCAUUGUCAAUAGACCCGGAGUUUGUACCAGGUAUUGUUUCCACUGCCGAAGUGUUGAUGAAAAUGGGAAGUAAAUCUCUCCCCAUUGCAAGGAGCUUCCUGAUGAAUGCUCUGCGGUUAGAGCCCACGAACCACAAGGCCUGGUGGAACCUCGGGCUUGUUUCUAAGAUGGAAGGCUUAAUGCAUCAAGCCGCAGACUUCUUCCAGGCUGCACACGAGCUCGAGAUGUCGGCUCCUGUUCAAAGCUUUGUGUGACCGUUGUAAUCUAUAUUACUACAGUAAAAUAUAAGUUUGAAUAUCAAGGAGCUCUAUUUGAUGAUGCUGGAAUCUAGCCCUAGGGAAUGAAAAAGAUUAGUUAACCACGGAAGAGUUAUGAUGAGGCUACGCUCGUCUCCUGGUUCUGAAUAUAGUCUCUGCAUCUGUAUUUAGAGGAUCAUGGUUCUUUUCUAUGUGAAUCGGGUUAAUGUUAUAUGUGACA
This is a messenger RNA of Rhododendron vialii, 2956 nucleotides long. RefSeq names its product protein NPGR1. The record is from RefSeq and is a predicted model, not a curated record. The transcript is spliced from 6 exons. Bases 586 to 2733 code for a protein of 715 amino acids. NCBI's taxonomy places the organism in Eukaryota, Viridiplantae, Streptophyta, Magnoliopsida, Ericales, Ericaceae. Gene Ontology annotation, molecular function: protein binding.